Aspergillus neoniger CBS 115656 is the source of this 582-nucleotide messenger RNA. RefSeq lists its product as uncharacterized. Lineage: Eukaryota; Fungi; Ascomycota; Eurotiomycetes; Eurotiales; Aspergillaceae. The transcript is spliced from 2 exons. The coding region runs from base 97 to 465 and encodes 122 amino acids. The record is from RefSeq and is a predicted model, not a curated record.
UUACCAUGGGAACGCAGUAAAGGGGAAGAAAGCAGGAUGGAUGGUGACAAGAGGAAGUUUACUAUAGUAAGUAUUGAGUGUCGCGGCGGAUGACGCAUGACUGGCUGCCUACCGAAUCAGGCGGCCCGCUGUGAGGUGCUCCGCCCGCUGCUGCACUUCACCAGGAACCGUAACCUCACCUCCUCCCGCCUUUGCUCGUCCUACACUUGCAUCUCUUUCUCCUACUACUACUCCGUUGCCUUCUGGCUUCUCCCAUCUCCAGGAUACCCUGUCGUCUCGCUUCUACCGUCUCCUGUCUCGUCUGGAGCCCGGUCCUCUCACCUUUCCCUCCCCCUCUCAGCGCCACUUUCCCCCUCCUCCCUCGCCCGCUCGCGUCGAUCGCUUCGCUGGUGUGACUACUCGAUAGAAAACUUGCUCCAGAGCUGGCCAGGGCUUGCAUUUGCUGGUUUCCCCGACCUGAUUUGACCCUCUCCGAGUCUGGGAGAGCUUCCCCGCACUAGAGCUGCACAGCAUCAUGUAUGUCGUGGAGGAACACAUCACUAGGAAGAAUGAGAGACCAAGUGAAUAUGUAGCUAACCGAAG